CGGGGCCGCGGCCGCCCCUGAGAGGCAACCCGGCGGCGGCUGCGGCGGCGGCCCAUCUUCUUCUUUCCUCGCACAGCUAGGGGGCCCCUGCUCGAGACCCGCGUCGCCAUGGCCGCGGUUCCCGAGUUGCUGCAACAGCAAGAGGAGGACCGCAGCAAGCUGAGAUCUGUGUCUGUGGACCUGAAUGUCGAUCCCUCGCUUCAGAUUGACAUACCUGAUGCGCUCAGUGAGAGAGAUAAGGUCAAAUUUACAGUGCACACGAAGACCACACUAUCCACGUUUCAGAGCCCAGAGUUUUCUGUUACAAGGCAACAUGAAGACUUUGUGUGGCUACAUGACACCCUUAUUGAAACAACAGACUAUGCUGGACUUAUUAUUCCGCCUGCUCCCACAAAACCUGACUUUGAUGGCCCUCGAGAGAAGAUGCAGAAACUUGGAGAGGGUGAAGGAUCUAUGACCAAAGAAGAAUUUGCCAAAAUGAAGCAAGAACUGGAAGCUGAAUAUCUCGCUGUUUUUAAGAAGACUGUAUCCUCCCAUGAAGUCUUUCUUCAGCGGCUUUCUUCACACCCUGUUCUCAAUAAAGAUCGCAACUUUCAUGUCUUCCUGGAAUAUGAUCAAGACCUAAGUGUUAGGCGGAAAAAUACCAAAGAGAUGUUUGGUGGCUUUUUCAAAAGUGUGGUGAAAAGUGCUGAUGAAGUCCUUUUUUCAGGCGUUAAGGAGGUGGAUGACUUUUUUGAGCAAGAGAAGAAUUUUCUUAUUAACUAUUAUAAUAGAAUCAAGGAUUCGUGUACAAAAGCUGACAAAAUGACCAGAUCUCAUAAAAGUGUCGCGGAUGAUUAUAUCCACACUGCAGCCUGCCUGCAUAGCCUGGCUUUAGAAGAACCCACAGUCAUCAAAAAGUACCUUUUGAAGGUUGCAGAGCUAUUUGAGAAACUUAGGAAAGUAGAGAGCCGAGUCUCAUCAGACGAAGACUUGAAGCUGACAGAGCUCCUGCGGUACUACAUGCUCAACAUAGAGGCCGCUAAGGAUCUCUUAUACAGACGCACCAAAGCCCUCAUUGACUAUGAGAACUCAAACAAAGCUUUGGAUAAGGCCCGGUUAAAAAGCAAAGACGUCAAGCUGGCAGAGGCACACCAGCAGGAAUGCUGCCAGAAAUUUGAACAGCUUUCUGAAUCCGCAAAAGAAGAGCUGAUCAAUUUCAAACGAAAGCGAGUGGCAGCCUUUAGGAAGAAUCUGAUUGAAAUGUCUGAACUGGAAAUAAAGCAUGCCAAGUGUCUGGCGUCCCUUCAACAGAGAUGGCAGAGCAAUGGUCAGUGCUGAGUCCACACUGUAGUCUGCUGGGAGAGCUUUGGAAAAGAAAGUUGUGCCCAGACGUGUUGCAUCAGGGUUUGUGGAUGGUCCCCAGGCAUCAAAGUUAAGGCUCCCUAGGUGGUUCUGGCAACCAGCCGAAGCCCUGUACUGUGGGGCAGGCAACUGGGUCAGCCCAGAGCCUGCAGGGGGAGGCAGCCGAGCCCUCUUGGGAGGGAGUGACACUGGCCACCAAAUCUGACGUUGGUUAAAGCAAGAAAACUAGUAACAGUCUUACAGAUUUUGAAACUCUUUAUUUUAACUACAACAUUAAGAAGCAAAAGCUGCUGUGGAGUUGACUUUGUCUCGUGGUGACCCGAGUGGUCAGAGUAGAAUGCGCUCCAUAAGGCUUUCACAAGUAGAUGGCCAGAUCUUUCUUCUGGGGCUCUUCUGGAUGGACUCGGACCUCUUAUUUCAAUUUAACAACUGAGCGUAUUAACCAUUUGUACCACCCAGGGUCUCUGACUACAACAUCGUAUCUGUGUUUAUUCAGUUGCCUCUUCGUUAGGUCCAAAUCCUAUUGUGAAUGACCUCUUAAAUUGGAGUAUCAUUCUUGCAUAAAUCACAUGUAUAACGUUCUGGGUGUUAAAAGUUUUCUGAAUUUCUUCAAAUGGUAACUUGGACAUUUAUGAAAUAAUCUUUGCAGACUUUGUAACUAUUUUUUAGCAAUGUUGUGUCAGUCUUUCCAAGGCCUUCAAGUUGAUAGGAACAACUCAUUUAUCUAAUGCCUAAGUUAGGGAUUUAGAGUAAGCAUUCAGGAGCAAAUAGGUGGUGGGAGCAGAAGUGCUGCAGAGAGCCCACUAGCCCUUGAGCUUUGAGGCUCUCCCAGCCAGCAGCCCAGUACCCCUGGAGAGAGAUGAACUCUCCAACAUGGAACUGAGAUGGGCAGUUGUUCAGGGAGGAGUUAAUGAAGAAAAGCGCCAGCCCAUUUUGGCUGACUUUGAAUUUUCUUUUGUGAAGUUAGUCAGUGGAUUUAAUUCUUACAGGUAUAUAGCAUACCUUAGACCUAGAAGAUUUAUUGGUCGACCUUGACUUCUGCU
Molecule: messenger RNA, 2387 nt
Organism: Loxodonta africana (African savanna elephant)
Lineage: Eukaryota; Metazoa; Chordata; Mammalia; Proboscidea; Elephantidae
Gene: SNX5
Product: sorting nexin 5
Exons: 13
Coding region: 109-1320 (403 amino acids)
Biological process (GO): intracellular protein transport; pinocytosis; retrograde transport, endosome to Golgi
Cellular component (GO): endosome
Molecular function (GO): dynactin binding; phosphatidylinositol binding
Source: RefSeq, a predicted model, not a curated record